GAUAAAGGGCAAAAGAAACGAAACGUUUUCUCAUUUUUCUUUUUAACUUUUUCUUCAUUCCUCAGUUGCUGCAGUAAAGCUCACACUCCCAAUUAACGCUCCGUAUUCUGUUCUCUGGCAAUCACUCCCAGGAGAAAAAUCAAAAAAUCCUCUGGACCAAUUGUGACAUGGCUGCGGCUACUGAAAGAAAUUAUUACCAGAACCCGAUCCUGAGACGAUUUCCGGCCACUAGUUCAAGCGUAGAUUUGGGCUCAAAAAGGCGCAAAAGGAUAAAAACUGAUGAAGGAAGGGAGUACAAAGAUAGUGCUUUCUCUGCUUCAUGGCGUUUUGAAUCUGAUCAGAGAAGAAAUCGGACAAAUUCAGUAGUUGCAGAUCAUUCUGAUCCAUUCUCUCUAAACAAUCUGCUAGAAGAGUUGGACUCUGGCAAAUAUGGAAGUGUAACUAAAGAUAUAAAGGAGCUUCUCAUGCGGAGGAGGCAGUUACUGGACUCCUUCUAUGCAGUGGAUCCCGAACUUCCAUCUGCAUGUCUUGAUGUGCAAAAUAAAAUGGCACCAAAGACAACUGAACCAGCUGCUUCGAAUGUGAUUGACCUAGAUGAUGAUCAGGAUGCAAGUAGUGUUGCAGUUCAAUGCUUUUAUCCAGCAACACAGCAAUUGAAUAAUGCUGGACCAGUUGUUAUCAUCGAUUCAGACGACGAAGAUGCCAUGGGUCAGAACUGGAGACCCCCUUAUCUGGAAGUUAACUUGAAGAAGCCUUCUGGUAAUCUUCUCAUGAAGGACUUUGUGGACUGGAAUUUUGUUCGAAACCAAAGUUCUCGAGAAGCAGAUGCAUAUGUUGAUGAUGAAGCUGAACCCGCACAUUCUGGUGGUGUAACUGAAACCAUAAAAGAUAAAGGUGAAUAUGUUGGCCCGGAAGAUGAUAUGGAGGAUGAAAGUGGUGAGCUUUCUGAUACAAAUUCUGACGGUCUGGGUGAUAUUUGGAAUGAGAUGACAGUUGCAUUGGAAUGUUCAAAGGAUGCCACUGAAGAUGCUACCCUUGAUGAGUAUGAUGCUGGGGAUGAAGAAGAGUGUGAGCAUUCAUUUAUACUGAAAGAUGAUAUUGGUGAUGUCUGUCGCAUUUGUGGGGUCAUUAGGAGAGGAAUUGAAAAAAUAAUUGAGUAUAAUUUCUCAAAGGGCACAAGGAGUACAAGAACUUACAGAUAUGAAGGACGGACUACCAGAGAGCUAGAUCAAACAGAAAUUUUCCCUGAUGGGUUCAAAUUAUCUGAUGGUGAUUUCACUGCUGCUGAGAUUUGCCCACAUCCACGCCACAGGAAGGAGAUGAAACCCCAUCAAAUUGAGGGCUUUAAUUUUCUUCUAAGCAACCUUGUGACAGAUAAUCCAGGAGGUUGUAUAAUGGCACAUGCUCCUGGUUCUGGAAAAACAUUCAUGAUAAUCAGUUUCCUCCAGAGUUUCAUGGCAAAAUAUCCUGGCGCAAGACCUCUGGUUGUGCUGCCGAGGGGCAUCUUGGCAAUUUGGAAAAAAGAAUUCCUUAGAUGGCAAGUUGAAGGCAUACCUCUAUACGACUUCUACUCAGUUAAAGCAGAUAGCCGUGCGCAGCAGCUUGAAGUUCUGAAGGAAUGGGUCAAAGAGAGGAGCAUAUUGUUUUUAGGCUAUAAGCAGUUUUCCUCUAUAAUAUGUGAUACUGAUGAUGGUCAAGUUGCUGUUGCUUGCCAAAAUUAUUUGCUGAAAGUUCCUAGCAUUCUCAUUCUAGAUGAAGGUCACACUCCUCGGAACCAAGACACUGAUGUUCUGACCUCCCUUGAGAGGGUUGAAACUGCAAGAAAAGUGGUUCUGUCGGGAACGCUCUACCAGAACCACGUAAAAGAGGUUUUCAACAUUUUAAAUCUGGUGCGGCCAAAGUUUCUGAAAAUGGAGACUUCUAAAGCUAUAAGGAGACGAAUCUUGAGCAGGGCAGAGAUUUCCAGUCGAAGAAAUCUCAUGAAACAUGGCAGAGAAAAUGAAUUCUAUGAGUUGAUAGAACACACCCUAAUAAAAGACGAAAAUCAUAUGCGGAAAGUGACUGUAAUACAAGACCUGCGUGAAAUGACCAGAAAAGUCUUGCACUAUUACAAGGGUGAUAACCUGGAUGAACUUCCAGGACUCGUGGAUUUUGCUGUCUUUCUCCGGCUCAGCCCCUGGCAAAAGUCUGAAGUUAAAGAGUUAACGAAAAGCUUGGCUAGAAAGUUCACAAUCAGUGCACAAGGCAGUGCAAUCUAUGUACACCCAAAGUUGAAGGCUCUCGCAAAGAAUUCCGGUGUAAAAGACAGAGUUGAUGAGGAGAAAAUUGAUGUGGUCGUGGAGAAAUUAGAUGUGAAAGAAGGUGCAAAGCUUAAUUUCUAUCUGAAUCUUCUCCAGCUCUGCGAAUCAAGUGCUGAGAAGCUACUUGUUUUUAGCCAAUAUCUUCUGCCCCUGAAAUUUUUGGAGAGAAUGACAGCUAAGGUGAAGGGUUAUAGCGUUGGCAGGGAGAUGUUCAUGAUCACAGGUGACUCAGAUGCUGAGACACGGGAAUCUUCCAUGGAGAAAUUUAACUGUUCACCUGAAGCUCGGGUGUUUUUUGGUUCAAUACGAGCAUGCGGUGAAGGAAUAUCCCUGGUGGGGGCUUCACGCAUCAUUAUACUGGACGUGCAUUUAAACCCCUCUGUCACCCGCCAAGCAAUAGGACGAGCAUUUAGACCUGGCCAGGUGAAGAAAGUAUACACAUAUAGACUAAUCGCAUCUGGCUCACCAGAAGAGGUGGAUCAUAUUACCUGCUUCAAAAAGGAAUCCAUAGCCAAGAUGUGGUUCGAAUGGGAUCAGUGUAGUGGUCACCAAAACCCUGAGAUGGAGACCGUCGAUGUCAACAAUUGUGGAGACAUCUUUCUGGAAACUGCACGAUUAAAUGAAGACGUGAUAUCUGUCUUCAAAAGGUAAAUGCCAAGAAAAAGUUCAUGAUUUAUUCUUGUCAAGGAUCUCAAGCUUCUCAGCUAUGACGUUGCUGCAUUGCUCGUUGAUACUGAAGACGAAUAUCUAGCUAUGAAACUGUUAAUAUGUUCAGUGGAGCAUUAUGAAUUUUCCUGAACAUGAAAUCAUAUUUGUGAUUUUGGAUCUGGUUCUACUAUCUUCGAGACAUUUUGUAUAUUAUUAGCUAAACAAGGUUGCUGUAUAGCUAGGUCUAUGCAUAUGAACUUGUGUCAGUAGUCUUGGAUUUGCAUGGGUUAAGCUAAUCUUUUCUUCUGCC
Messenger RNA from Sesamum indicum (sesame), 3258 nucleotides. Its product is annotated as protein CHROMATIN REMODELING 35. Gene Ontology annotation, molecular function: ATP binding. Gene Ontology annotation, biological process: gene silencing by siRNA-directed DNA methylation. The record is from RefSeq and is a predicted model, not a curated record. NCBI's taxonomy places the organism in Eukaryota, Viridiplantae, Streptophyta, Magnoliopsida, Lamiales, Pedaliaceae.